Marmota monax (woodchuck) is the source of this 4145-nucleotide messenger RNA. RefSeq names its product ubiquitin associated and SH3 domain containing A (gene Ubash3a). The record is from RefSeq and is a predicted model, not a curated record. Gene Ontology annotation, molecular function: protein binding. NCBI's taxonomy places the organism in Eukaryota, Metazoa, Chordata, Mammalia, Rodentia, Sciuridae. The transcript has 14 exons. Bases 550 to 2529 code for a protein of 659 amino acids. Gene Ontology annotation, biological process: negative regulation of T cell receptor signaling pathway. Gene Ontology annotation, cellular component: cytoplasm.
CUUGCACCACAGGCAGGAAGAGAUGGCAGCGGGAGAGACUCAACUCUAUGCUAAGGUCUCCAACAAGCUCAAGGGCCGCAGCACCCCCUCGCUCCUGGACCCCCUCCUGGCCAUGGGCGUCCCAGCACACACCGCGUGAGUACUGUGGCUGCGGAACCCGGGAGCCCUGCUCUGGGCUGAGCCAACCCUCCUGCAGCCCCUGACACAGCCCUGGAGGGGCUUGUGGCACUGGCUUCCUGCUGAAGUGGCCGCCCUGCAGCGCAGGUGGUGUCUCAAGAGAAGGUCGUUCUCUGCUUUCUCUACACGAGAUGAUCUUGACCUUGAAAGACCAACGCUGCUGGCCGGCUCCUGGGGGACCCUGAAGUGUGUGCACAUUAGAAGCCAUGGGUUGCUAUGGCUGCCCCCAUUUCUGGGGGUUUGGAGGAUCUUGGGUCCUCUGUGAGCCUCUAAUGCCAGGACCUGCUGAGAACCAUCAGAGAGUUUCCAAACUGCACAGGGAAACCAUCCGUCCUCCAGGGAACAUCUCCUGGAUGUCAGUAAUGAAACCGAAUGGCUAAGAAAUCACGGAAACAGCACCAGUGCUGCCCUGUUACCCAGGGAAGGGGUUCACACGUGGAUACUCGAACCCUGGAGUCACCCUACUCAGAGGAAAGAAGUGAUGCUGAUAGUGCUGCAGCUCUCAUAGCUGACCCGUGUCUCCCCUCUGGUCCUCUCCAGAUUCUUAUUCACAGGGAGAAAUUGAUCAGAAAUAUUCUAAGGCUAAAAGCAUUGGCGGCCACUGGGAGGAGGACAGCAGAGGAGGCGGCCGAGUGGCUUCGCUGUCACGGCAACGACCCUUCCCUCGACGACCCCAUCCCCCAGGAGUACGCCCUCUUCCUCUGUCCUACGGGGCCCCUGCUGGAGAGGCUACAGGAGUUCUGGAGGGAGAGCAGGCGUCAGUGUGCCAAGAACCGGGCCCACGAGGUCUUCCCCCACGUGACGCUCUGCGACUUCUUCACGUGCGAAGACCAGAAGGUGGAGUGUCUGUACGAAGCUCUGAAGAGAGCCGGGGACAGGACCCUGAGGUCCUUCCCCACCUGGGUCCCGCUGGCUCUCCACUCGUCCAUCAGCUACCUGGGCUUCUUCAUCAACGACGGCCCCGCAGACGUCAUCCGGGAAUUUGCCAUGGCGUUUGCCACGGAAGCAUCCGUCUUGGCAGACUGCUCCGUGAAGGCUUGUACCAAGCAGCUGCAUCUGACCCUGGCCCACAAGUUCUACCCCCACCACCAGAGGACGCUGGAGGAGCUGGCUAGAGCCAUCCCCCCCAGCCACAGCUGUCAGUGGACGGCAGCCCUGUACUCCCGGGACAUGCGCUUUGUGCACUACCAGACCCUGAAGGUCCUGUUCCAGUACAAGCCCCAGAACGUGGACGAGCUGAUGCUCAGUCCUGGCGACUACAUCUUUGUGGACCCCACUCAGCAGGAGGAAGCCAGCGAGGGUUGGGCCAUCGGGACCUCCCAGCGGACGGGCUGCCGGGGCUUCCUGCCAGAGAACUACACGGAAAGAGCCUGCGAGUCUGACACUUGGGUCAAACAUAGGACGUACACCUUUAGUCUGGCCAUGGACGGGAACUCCAGGAAUGACGGGGACGCCAACGGCAGACUAAGUGGGGACUUCCACUCCUCUCCAGCGCCGAGGGGUGUCAGCAGUGCGCUGGCUCUGCAGGCCAUGAUCUCCAGGAGGAGUGUGCUGGUGGUGCGGCACGGGGAGAGAGUGGACCAGAUCUUCGGGAAGUCGUGGCUGCAGCAGUGUACCACUGCAGACGGAAAAUACCACAGGCCUGACCUGAACUUCCCUCGAAGUCUGCCUCGACGGAGCAGUGGCAUCAAAGACUUUGAAAACGACCCUCCGUUGUCAUCCUGUGGAAUUUUCCAAUCCAGACUAGCAGGAGGCGCGCUGAUGGACAGUGGCGUCAGACUCACCGCCGUCUUCACCUCCCCAGCCCUCCGCUGUGUGCAGACAGCCAAACACAUCCUGGAAGAACUCAAACUGGAGAAAAAAAUGAAGAUAAGAGUGGAGCCCGGGAUCUUCGAGUGGAUGAAAUGGGAGGCCAGCAAGAGCACCCCGGCCUUCAUGACCCGGCAAGAGCUGAAGGAGGCGAGCUUCAACGUCGACCCCGACUACAGGCCUGCCUUUCCCCUCUGCUCCCUCCUGCCUGCUGAGAGCUACGAGGAGUACGUCAACAGGUGUGCGGUGAGCGUGCACCAGAUCCUCAGCGCCUGCCCCCAGGACGCGGGCAUCAUUCUAAUUGUGAGCCAUGGCUCUGCGCUGGACUCCUGCACCCGGCCCCUCCUGGGGCUGCCACCCCGAGACUGUGGGGACUUCGCCCAGCUGGUGAGGAAGAUCCCCUCCCUGGGAAUGUGCUUCUGUGAAGAGAAUAAAGCGGAGGGAAAGUGGGAGCUGGCCACCCCGCCCGUGAAGACGCUGACGCACGGGGCCAACUCGGCCUUCGACUGGAGGAACUGGAUCCCGGGCCCCGGAGCCCAGUGAGGCGGUCCACCAGGAAGGGGCCUGCGGGCUGCAGACUGUGUGAUCCUGCCACCACAAAGGUGCCUGAGCCUCGCCGGAGGUGACUCGCGAAGCACAACAUGCACUUUUAUAUUCCAGAAUUCUCGCCGCUUGCUUUCACCUUGCCACAGCCAUCCUCCAUCAGGGCACAGAGCAGCCAGCCAGGUUAGGAUGUCACACUACAGCGCACAUACCCAGACCUGCUACAGGGACGUCAGAGCUGCUGGGGUGGAGGGAGGGGGACCAGGCAUCCCAUGUCCAGAAAUCACAGGCCACACACAGGCACACACACACACACGCUCAAGCACACGCACGCACAUGCACGCACACACACACGCAUGCAGGCACACAUGCACACACAUACGCACACACACACGCACAUGCACACUUUAUCUUAGGUGCUCUUCGAGGUCAAGCUCCCACCAUUUUCCUUCAUCUAGUCCCACCACUGUCCAUGUGCACUCCAGCUAAAGAGGUCUAAGUGUCAAUCAAGCAGGGAAUUGUCCACCUGGUCAAGGUGGGGACUGACCCUGGGUGCCAGCACCUUCCCUGUCAGUUUUCUGUGGCCGCUGCAACAAAUGACCCCGACACAGCAGUGGCUGGAAGCAACACCGACUUUUACCACACACUUAUUCUCUUACAGUUCUGGAGGUCAGAACUUCUAGAAAGGGUUGGUACCUGCGCUCCCUCGGGGGACUCAGGCGGGUCACAUCUCCUGCCUCCUCCAGCGACUGGAGGUGCCUGCACAUCCUGGCACAGGGGCCUCCUCCAUCUCCAAGGCCAGCAGCACAGCACCCCCCAAUCUCUGCCACCUGGCCUCUGCCUCUGCACCUCCUCCUCCCUCUCACAGGGACCCUGUGAUGGCCCUGAGCCCUCCUAACAAUCCUGGGCUCGCUCUCAUCUCAAGGUCUUUAACCCCACGUUUUACCAUGGAAGGCCACCUGCUCACAGUCCCAGGAAUUAGGAUGUGUGCAUCUCCGGGGUCUCCACCUGCCAGGCCCUGUCCUUCAGAGCACAUCAGGCUGCUAUACGAGGGCCUCAAGUGAGGAGUCGAGGCCCCUCUUCCUGCGUUUCCCGUUUCUCUCGCUCUGAUCAUGUGCAGAGAGGGUGGGGCUUUGCAGAGCAGGAGAGCAGGUUCUUUCUCUUGCGGAAUCAAGAGGAGGGCCCCAGCAGAGGGAAGCCUUCUCCGUGGUGGCAUGAGCCCUACGGUGGCUUUGCCUUUGAAGAAGAUGGUCAUCAGAGGAUGGGGUGUCCCCAUCAGUGUCCUCCCACUCCCACACCUGUCCCCACAGCCCAUGCACAGUGUCCCUAAACUGCAGACAACACUCCCACCGUGAUGACGUCAAAAUCAAAUUUGCUCUUCCCCAGAGGCCCUUUCAUGGCUGCUGGGUGAUCUGCUCCGGCCCUUUACAGAAUGAACAGCCGCGUGGGAAGUGCCCGUGUGCCCCUUCCACCUUCCCCUGCAUCGCCCAGGCAAGCCAGGAGCGAAUAAUACAGGGCACUUGGUAAAUACAGAUGGCAAAUGCCCCCGCAGUCGGAGCCCCACACCCUGCUCGGGGCCUCGCUGUUCCGUCAGGCGCUCUGCUGAGGGAACCCGA